UGGGUGAGUGGGCCAGAAAGAGAGAAAGAGAUGUUGAUCACUCUGUUUAUGUGUCUUUUGUUUUUCUCUAACUGUAUCUCUUCAGCUUUGCUCACUGGCUCAGGUACCUGUCAGCUCCAGGGACGCUUCAAACUGAAUGGGGUGUACCAAGAUGGAGAUCUGAUACUUGGAGGCUUGUUCGAGGUUCACUUUUUCACAGUGUUCCCAGAGCUGAGCUUUAGAUCUGAGCCAGAACCACCAUACUGUGAGAAAUUUGAUUUGGAAAGUUUUCAGCAGGUACAGACUAUGAUUUUUGCUAUAGAUGAAAUCAACAAGAAUCCCAACCUGCUGCCAAACAUCACUCUUGGUUAUCAUCUGUAUGACAACUGUGUGAUGUUGGAAAUGGCGUUCCGUGCUGCCAUAGCACUUGUUAGUGGGACACAGGAGUCUUUGUCUGAUGUUGACUGCACCGGACCACCACCAGUGAUUGGAAUUGUGGGGGAUCCAGGUUCUACUCCUUCUAUUGCUAUAUCCAGUGUGUUGGGGCUGUUUCGUGUACCUAUAGUUAGCCACUAUGCCACCUGUUCCUGUUUGAGUGACAGGAAGAAAUAUCCCUCCUUCUUCAGAACUAUCCCCAGUGAUGCCUUUCAGGUUCGAGCUAUGGUUCAGAUCUUAAGACAUUUUGGAUGGACCUGGGUUGGUCUUCUCUAUAGUGAUGAUGAUUAUGGCAUCUACGCUGCUCAGUCUUUACACAAAGAAGUGCAGCUGUUUGGUGGCUGUAUUGCUUUUUCUGAAAUCCUGCCCCGUGAUAACAACCGCAGAGAUAUUCAGCGCAUAGUAAAAGUGAUUCAGGCCUCUACAGCUAAAGUGGUGGUUGUUUUUUCUACUUCAACCUAUCUGAUGCCUUUGAUGGAUGAGGUGGCUUUGCAGAACAUGACAGAUGUACAGUGGAUUGCAAGUGAAGCUUGGGCCACCUCUCCUGUAUUUCACACUCCGCAUUUUCUGCCGUUUCUGGGAGGCACCUUGGGUAUCGCCAUCCGACGUGGAGAGAUCGAGGGACUUUAUGAGUUCCUGCUACGCAUCCACCCCAGUAUUGAUCCAAGAAAUAAUAUGUUGAGGAUCUUCUGGGAGAACAUGUUUGAUUGCAGUUUUGAAAAAGAGGGUAUACAUUUUGAUAAAGAGCAAUUUAAAAAAGUGUGCACAGGUGAGGAAGAUCUACGCAGCACAGACACAAUAUACACUGAUGUUUCAGGGCUCAGGCCUGCCUAUAAUGUGUACAAAGCAGUUUAUGCCCUGGCACAUGCACUUCAUGACCUGAUGCAGUGUGAGGAGGGGAGAGGACCAUUCAGUGACAACACCUGUGCUGACAUAACAAACCUGCAGCCCUGGCAGCUGGUCCAAUACCUACAAAAGGUGAACUUCACCACAGGUUUUGGAGACCGUGUGUCAUUUGAUAAGAAUGGAGAUGCUCUGGCCAUCUAUGAUGUGUUGAACUGGCAGCCGAGCACUGAUGGGUCAAUCAUUGUCCGCACAGUCGGUGUGGUGGAUGAAGGGGCGGCAACAGGGAAGGUGCUCACACUGGAUGAAGAUGCAUUAUACUGGAAAUUUGGUGCACAUAAACCCCCACGGUCUGUGUGUAGUGAGAGCUGCCCAACAGGCACCAGACGAGCCAGGAGGAAAGGACUUCCUGUCUGCUGUUUUGACUGCCUGCCAUGUGCAGAUGGAGAGAUUUCUAAUACAACAGAUGCAAAUGAGUGCACAUUGUGUCCAGAUGAGUUUUGGUCCAAUGCAGAAAAAAAUCGCUGCAUCCCUAAAGAAGUGGAGUUUCUGUCCUAUGAGGAACCUCUGGGCAUCUCCCUGACCACUGCUUCUUUGCUCGGCACCUGCUUCUGUGCUGUUGUCAUGAUCAUUUUUGCUCAUCACCGCAACACUCCUAUAGUGCGCGCCAAUAAUUCAGAGCUCAGCUUCCUGCUGCUGCUGUCACUCAAACUGUGUUUCCUGUGUGUGCUGCUUUUUAUUGGCCGACCACAGUUGUGGACGUGUCAGUUAAGACAUGCUGUGUUUGGCAUUAGCUUUGUUUUGUGCGUCUCCAGCAUUCUGGUCAAGACUAUGGUGGUAAUAGCCGUGUUUAAGUCAUCUCGACCAGAGGGUAAAGGUGCUAUGAAAUGGUUUGGUGCAGCUCAACAAAGAUGCACAGUUUUGGGCUUAACUGCCCUUCAGGUGGUAAUAUGUGCGGUCUGGCUAACAACUGCAUCUCCAACUCCCUAUAAAAACAGCCUGUAUAUCAGGUCUAAAAUCGUUUAUGAAUGUGCUAUUGGUUCAGUGGCUGGAUUCACUGUGCUGCUGGGCUACAUUGGCUUUCUGGCAGCUGUGAGCUUCAUGUUAGCUUUUUUGGCAAGAAAUCUUCCAGAUAGUUUUAAUGAAGCAAAGUUCAUUACCUUUAGUAUGUUGAUCUUUUGUGCUGUAUGGAUUGCCUUUGUUCCAGCUUAUGUCAGCUCACCAGGGAAAUAUGCAGUGGCUGUGGAGAUUUUUGCCAUCUUGGCAUCCAGUUUUGGAUUACUGGUGGCAAUAUUUGCACCUAAAUGCUACAUCAUCCUCUUACAUCCAGAGAGAAACACUAAAAAAGCCAUAAUGGGAAGAGGCACUGAAAAGAAAUAG
Messenger RNA from Paramisgurnus dabryanus, 2637 nucleotides. RefSeq names its product extracellular calcium-sensing receptor-like. Gene Ontology annotation, molecular function: G protein-coupled receptor activity. The record is from RefSeq and is a predicted model, not a curated record. Gene Ontology annotation, cellular component: plasma membrane. NCBI's taxonomy places the organism in Eukaryota, Metazoa, Chordata, Actinopteri, Cypriniformes, Cobitidae. Gene Ontology annotation, biological process: G protein-coupled receptor signaling pathway.